Messenger RNA from Abrus precatorius (Indian licorice), 2559 nucleotides. Its product is annotated as protein arginine N-methyltransferase 1.5-like. The coding region runs from base 322 to 2385 and encodes 687 amino acids. The record is from RefSeq and is a predicted model, not a curated record. The transcript has 25 exons. Gene Ontology annotation, cellular component: cytosol; nucleus. NCBI's taxonomy places the organism in Eukaryota, Viridiplantae, Streptophyta, Magnoliopsida, Fabales, Fabaceae. Gene Ontology annotation, biological process: peptidyl-arginine N-methylation; regulation of DNA-templated transcription.
AACAGAAAACAAAAUUCACGACUCAGGACACAAUUUUCAGAUUUCUUUUUACUUUUGGGCUUAGCUUCAGUGUUCUUACACCUCAACGUACAGUUGAAAAAAAGCCCACAAAAUUUAUCCCAAAACCCUAGCAAGAACCCUAAGUUGUGGUGCGGUAGCUGUACCACAGUCUUCUACAAAACCCUACCAAACCCUUCCAAACCCUUCCACUACUACUCUGAACUCACGAUGCUUGAAAUCGCUUAAGCUUGUUAUAGUUAGCUCCCUUAACUUGAUCACAGUAGUAGGUGUUAGCAAGAGUUGCACAAAAGCUUAGCGAAAAUGCCUCUGGGAGAAAGAGCGUGGGAUAAGAGCGAAUCUCGCUACUGUGGCAUAGAGACGGAGUUCAACGAUGACAUGCCACGUGUCCUCAGUUUCAAUCUCAGUUCCGGCGGCUUUGAUUUCGUUAUUGCUCCUCUGAUGGAUCCCUCUUAUCGGCCAAGUUUAGUGCAAAAGGAUAGUUUGGGGUCUGGUGUUCUUCCAUUUGCUGGUUCAGACUUGGUCUUGAGCCCAUCCCAAUGGAGUAGUCAUGUAGUGGGUAAAAUUAGCUCAUGGAUAGAUUUGGAUUCAGAGGAUGAAACCUUUAGGAUAGAUUCUGAAACCACUCUUAAACAAGAAAUAGCCUGGGCUUCUCAUCUCUCUUUACAGGCCUGCCUGCUUCCUGCCCCCAAGGGAACUUCUUGUGCUAAUUAUGCUAGAUGUGUGAAUCAAAUCUUGCAGGGCUUAAAUAAUGUGCAGUUGUGGCUCAGGAUUCCGUUAGUGAAGCCUGAUGAGGACUCUAUGGAUGCUAAGUCCAUUACUUUGGUUGACUCCUGGGAAACAUGGAAUUCAUUUCGUUUGCUAUGUGAGCAUCAUAGUCAGCUGUCUGUUGCACUUGAUAUUCUGAGUACUCUUCCUUCUGCAAAUUCACUAGGACGUUGGUUUGGGGAGCCUGUUAGAGCAGCUAUAAUUAGUACUGAUUGCUUUUUAACUAAUGCUCGUGGUUGGCCAUGCCUCUCCAAGCGCCACCAGAGGUUAAUUACUGGUUUCUUUAACCAUUCUAUUCAGAUCAUUAUAUCUGGAAAUUUAGUUCAUCCGAAGGCAAUUGUGGAAGCUAAUGCUUUUCAUGAUAAUUUAGUUUCUGUUGAUAGGAGUGGAAAUGUGGGCUUGGAUGGUGAGGAAAGGUCUAAGGUGUGGAGAGUGUAUGUACGGAGAACCAGGUCUAUUUUCUGGUUUCUAACAAAAGUGAGCCUUUUUUCCACUUCAGAUUCACACAGUCAUCCUUUGCGGCCCUAUCUAGACUAUGUGGGAUAUCUAUACCAGAAAAUGGAUCCACUUCCCGAGCAAGAGCGUUUUGAGCUUGGUUACAGGGAUUUUUUACAGUCUCCCUUGCAACCACUUAUGGAUAAUUUAGAGGCUCAGACUUACGAAACUUUUGAGAAGGAUGCAGUAAAAUACAUUCAGUACCAAAGAGCAGUUAGUAAAGCACUGCUGGACAGGGUUUCUGAUGAAGAGGCAUCUGCUAAAACCAUUGUAUUGAUGGUUGUUGGGGCAGGACGUGGGCCUCUUGUGCGGGCAUCAUUACAGGCUGCUGAAGAAACUGGACGGAAGCUAAAAGUUUAUGCUGUUGAAAAAAAUCCAAAUGCAGUUGUUACCCUACAUGCUUUAGUCAAGUUAGAGGGAUGGGAGAAUACUGUUACCAUAGUCUCAAGUGACAUGCGACAUUGGGAUGCCCCUGAAAAAGCUGACAUAUUGGUUAGUGAACUGUUAGGUUCUUUUGGCGACAAUGAACUGUCUCCCGAAUGCCUUGAUGGAGCCCAGAGGUUUUUAAAGCAAGAUGGAAUUUCAAUACCUUCUUUGUACACAAGUUUCCUCCAACCAGUCACAGCUUCAAAGUUAUAUAAUGAUGUUAAGGCACAUAAAGACCUUGUACAUUUUGAAACUGCUUAUGUUGUGAAAAUACACAAUGUAGCCCGACUUGCACCGUCUCAACCUGUUUUUACAUUUACUCAUCCAAAACAUUCCGAUAGUGAAAGUAAUCAGCGUUAUAAAAAGUUGAAUUUUGCGAUACCUAAUGACACUGGAUCAGCAAUGGUACAUGGAUUUGCUGGCUACUUUGAUGCAACUCUUUACAAGGAUGUUCAUCUUGGAAUUGAACCUUCAACAGCGACACCAAACAUGUUCAGUUGGUUUGCAAUAUUUUUCCCAUUAAGGACACCUAUUUGUGUGGACCCUGGUUCUACACUUGAAGUACAUUUCUGGCGCUGUUGUGGUCCUACAAAGGUUUGGUACGAGUGGAGUGUUACAUCUCCGUCAUCGUCGCCAAUUCACAACAUUAAUGGACGUUCAUACUGGGUUGGUCUUUAGUGACUUGCAUUUCCUGUAAAAUUUCAGUCUUGCGACGAGUAGUUGAGUUUUGCCCUGAGCACAAAGUUUUGGAGCAAGCAUCUUGGUGGGUCUUCAUUUCAAUUCAUUUAGGAAAUCUUGUUGUACAAUAACAUUGGCUCGUUUAAGACUUGAUCCAAAUCGUUUUAAAUGGCC